GUGGGGUUGAUUUGGUGCAUUAUGCAUUGUGUGCAAAGGCAACAAGUGUAAGGGUAUUGCCAGGGUUGGCUGUCGCGGCUUCAAUCUAUUUUGUCAGGUGGGCGCCGCCGCCGGCCGCCAUGCUGCCCCGGCUGCUGGCGCGGCUGCUGAAGACGCUGAUGCUGUUCGCGCUGCUGUUGGUGUUCCUGCUGCUGCAACUGCACGCGCCGGCCGGCACGGUGACGCCGCCGGGCGAGCGGCCGGCACAGCAGCCGCCGCCGCCGCCACAGGCCAGCACGCCGCCGCCCACCGAGGCGACACCGCCGCCGCCGCAGCUGGCCGCCACCCUGGCGCAGCUGAACGCCGGUCAGCACGUGCGCGCGCCCGGCGGCGGCGUCGCCGAGCCGCUCAACGCCUCGGACGUGGUGGUGGUGGUGCAGGUACACACGCGCCUCGACUACCUGCGCAAGCUGAUCGAGAGCCUACGCGCGGCGCGCGGCAUCGAGCGCGCCCUGCUCGUCUUCAGCCACGACGUGUAUAACGAGGACAUCAACGCGGCCGUGGAGCAGGUGGACUUCUGUCGCGUCACGCAGGUGUUCUACCCAUUCUCGCUGCAGCUGCAUCAGCACAGCUUCCCCGGCCAGUCGAAGGGAGACUGUUUGCGGGACAUGACGCGUGCCAGGGCACUGAAGGCGGGCUGCGUUAACGCCGCCCAUCCGGACAAGUACGGCCACUACCGGGAGGCGCGCUUCACGCAGACCAAGCACCACUGGUGGUGGAAGGCCAACAGGGUGUUCGACCAGCUUGAAUUCACGCGCAACCACUCGGGGCUGUUCCUGUUCCUGGAGGAGGACCACUACGUGGCGCCCGACUUCCUGCACAUGCUGGACCUAAUGUCGGCCAGCCGGGAAGAGCGCUGCCAUCAUUGCAACAUCCUCUCACUCGGCACCUACCUCAAGGUCUACAACUACAAGGCCGACUCGGCGCGGGUGGAGCUGACCCAGUGGUACGGGUCCAAGCACAACAUGGGUAUGGCGUUCAACCGCACCACAUGGGAAAUGGUGAGGUCCUGUACCGCCAUGUUCUGCGCCUUCGACGACUACAACUGGGACUGGAGCCUGCAGUACAUCUCGCAGAGCGGCUGCACCGUGCAGAAGCUGCACGUCAUGCUGGCCAAGGCGCCACGCGUCUUCCACAUCGGGGAGUGCGGGGUGCACCACCGCGGCAAGAACUGCGACAAGUACUCGCUGCUGAAGCGCAUGUCGGCCACGCUCAAGUCGGCCAGCCGCUACCUGUUCCCGGCGCGACUGACGGCCUUCUUGACCGUCAGCCGGCGCCUCAAGCUGGUCAAAGGCAACGGCGGCUGGGGCGACCCGCGCGACCACCGGCUGUGCGCCACACUCCGCCUGCCGCCGGCGGCGCCCAGCAGCCAGCCCGCCGCGCCCUCGUGAUACACCCCGCACCGCCCUGGCGCACCACCGUGAUACGCCGCACCGGGACGGCUG
This is a messenger RNA of Pollicipes pollicipes, 1484 nucleotides long. RefSeq names its product alpha-1,6-mannosyl-glycoprotein 2-beta-N-acetylglucosaminyltransferase (gene Mgat2). Bases 120 to 1430 code for a protein of 436 amino acids. Gene Ontology annotation, cellular component: Golgi stack; Golgi membrane. The transcript is spliced from 6 exons. Gene Ontology annotation, molecular function: alpha-1,6-mannosylglycoprotein 2-beta-N-acetylglucosaminyltransferase activity. Gene Ontology annotation, biological process: oligosaccharide biosynthetic process; protein N-linked glycosylation. NCBI's taxonomy places the organism in Eukaryota, Metazoa, Arthropoda, Thecostraca, Pollicipedomorpha, Pollicipedidae. The record is from RefSeq and is a predicted model, not a curated record.